AUGCAAUCAGCUGUUGAGGUCACCACGAUGACGACACAAUUAGGUUCUCAAAGUGUUGGUGGUAGCCGAGUAUCCGUAAAAGACUUAUGUUGCCUUUUCUGUUGUCCUCCACUUCCUUCCUCAAUUGUUUCCAAACUAGCUUUUAUGCCGCCUGAGGCAAGCUAUCGCAUUGUGAAGCAUGAUUCCCAGCUCACUUCACUAGAAUUAGUGGAAGGACGAGCAGAUUGGCCGCAUGGCUACGAUGAACUCCGUAACAUCGAUGUCUUCCACACUCGAACACGGCGAAGAAAUGACAUUGUUUGUAUGUAUGUUAAACCAUGUGGCGAUGCUCGUUUCACUUUAUUAUUUUCACAUGGCAACGCGGUUGACCUCGGACAGAUGUGUAGCUUUUAUUAUGGACUUGGUUUUCGUCUCGGAUGUAAUGUUUUUAGCUACGAUUAUUCGGGAUAUGGCUGUUCUAGUGGUAAGCCGUCAGAAAAGAACCUCUACGCUGAUAUUGCAGCAGCAUUAGCAGCAUUACGUUCAAGAUAUCAGAUGCCUUUAAAUCAAAUUAUUUUGUAUGGUCAAUCAAUAGGAACAGUUCCAAGUGUAGAUUUGGCAAGUACCGAAAGCUCCGUAGCAGCACUUAUCUUGCAUUCUCCGCUGAUGUCCGGAAUGCGUGUGGCGUUCCCUGGAACACAGCGAACGUGGUGCUGUGAUGCAUUCCCAUCUAUCGAUAAAGUAGCACGCGUACGUUGUCCAACGUUGGUUAUCCAUGGUACUGACGACGAAGUAAUCGAUUUUUCGCAUGGUGUGUCCAUUUACGAACACUGUCCUUCAUCGGUUGAACCACUUUGGGUGCCUGGCGCAGGACAUAACGAUGUCGAACUACAUGCAGCAUAUCUUGAUCGGCUGAGAGCAUUCAUCGAAAAUGAAGCUAGAGCAUUCAUCGAAAAUGAAGCUUAUAGAGGAAAAGAAACUAGCACUACAACAACAACAGCUGUAACUCAUAGUACUUCAUAA
This is a messenger RNA of Acanthocheilonema viteae, 1002 nucleotides long. NCBI's taxonomy places the organism in Eukaryota, Metazoa, Nematoda, Chromadorea, Rhabditida, Onchocercidae. The record is from the annotation of a GenBank genome assembly.